CCUCCGCAUCUCCUCCAUCCCCUGGCUGCCGACCGCAGGGAUGUUCCCGGCUCAGGAGGAGGCUGACAGGACCGUGUUUGUGGGCAACUUAGAGGCCCGAGUACGGGAAGAGAUUCUUUACGAGCUAUUCCUUCAGGCUGGACCACUAACCAAAGUAACUCUUUGCAAAGACAGAGAUGGGAAGCCAAAGUCCUUUGGCUUCGUCUGCUUCAAACAUCCUGAAUCUGUGUCUUAUGCCAUAGCUUUGCUGAAUGGAAUUCGUUUGUAUGGAAGGCCAAUUAAUGUGCAAUAUCGAUUUGGUAGUUCUCGCUCUUCUGAACCAGCUAGCCAAAGUUUUGAGAGCUGUGUUAAGAUAAAUUCACACAGCUUCAGGAAUGAAGAAAUGGUGGGCAGAUCUUCAUUUCCCAUGCAGUUUUUCCCAAUUGCAAACGCUGCUUUACCUCAAGAAUAUUUUUUCUUUCAGAAAAUGCCCUGGCACACACACAGUCCAAUGAUGCAGCCUCCUUUCUACGACAUGACAGCUUCACUUCCCAGCAAUACAUCUGGGUCCUGCCCCUUAAACUACACCCCAGACCUCGAGGCUGGACCCUGCUCCUAUGAAUGGACUCACCAGCAGCCAAGUGAGCCUGACCUUUAUCAUAGGGGCCAACAAAAGAGGCAAAGGCAAGCCAGUGACUCUGGCAGUAGUUCGGAAGACCAGAGAGGGAAUGAAGGUGGCCAAAAAUGCCGGAAAUGCAAGAGGAAGAAGAAAUACUAGUGAAGAGUAUCUGUGCUGCUCUCUCUCUCUAUCAAAAUAAAAAAAAGAAAAAAGAAAAAGAAAAAAAAAUGUCUGUUGUACCAAAUGACCCAUUUCUUGUCCACCUUAUCUUAAAAAAACUGAAAAUAUGACUCCGUGAUUUGCUAUUCAGUUUUUGCCAUGAAUGAUAAAAGCUUUUCAACAGUAAUAUAAUGUACUACUUUUGUAUUUGCAAGGUUAUUUCUUGCCCAUUGUCAGGAAGAAUACACUUUACAUCAUCUUAUUUUUAGAGCUGAGGAUGAAAUUUCACGAAACUCUAAAGCCACUCGCUAAACCCUUGAGGGUUAAGUACUGUGCUCUCCCUAGAAUCUCACCUGAGGCUUUCAACCACAAGUGGGCUGGCCUCAGAUGCAUCUGUCGGUUGCUGGGGAAACAGUGGUAAUAUUUGGAAACAGCAUGUUCUAAUGACUAUGUAGUAAGGAGGCACCAGUUCCCUUGUAACUGACACUUUACCCUUUAUGUCUAAACACAGGAUCUCUGAGCAUCACUAGCAGACUGAUUGCAUAUGAUCGUGACCAUGACAUCCAAAGAAACAUUUCUGUCACAUGCUCAGUGUCAUUUGCUUAAAGGGACUGCUAUAGGCGUAGUUGCUUUUUUCCUGGUUUUAUUGGACAUAAAUAUCUCUUUACAUCUUAUCUCUUGUUUGUAGUGGAAAAAUCAGUUGAUGGUGUCAGCAUCCACUGUCUUCUCCUGCCAGCAAGGGUGGAAAGUAGAGAGCAAAUGUGUGAAUCGUCAUGAGCUGCAUAGAUAGAAUGAUGUUGUAUCAUCAUGUAUUUAAUGCCUACUUCCAGGUCUAUAUUUAUAAUUCACUCAUUUUUAGAAGAUAAAUGGAGUACAUGUAAAAUGAAUGGUGUAUAUCAAUUUGAUUCAGCAUAAACCAAAACUAAGAAAAUCAUGUGUUUGUUAAAACUAAUUGAAAGCAUCAGGCAAAUCCACUUGGAUUCAUCUCCUCAGUUCAAUAGGAAAAACCAUACACGGGUGUUACUUUUGAAUGUUGCUUACUUUUUCAUAAGUAUUAUUUAUUCAAAGAAUAAAAAUAUGUUUAAUGAGAAAAAUAACUGAGUUUCACUUUUGGUAAUAAUAACUAUACAAGAUAUAGCAGUUAUAACAUAUCCAAGCUUAUUUCCAUCUGAUCAAUAUGCAAACCUAAAUUCCGCUGCAUAGAACUUCAACUCAUUUUUACAUUCUUCAAUAGUUAAAUGCAAAAUCAUCAUUUUUAAAUUCAUAUUUUGACAAUUUGGGAUCAUGGUCAAAAUAAAAUUUAUUCUUUCAAAAUUAGAUAGUAACAUUUUAAAACUCAUUAACAUUUUCUUUAAGUUUCCUCUAGGUAUGUAAUUUAUCAUGGACAUAAAUGAGAUCACUGGGAUCGGCAUGGUAGCAGAGCUAUGUAUAUAUAAAAAAAAACCUUAGCAAUGAAUAUUGACCUGCAUAAGCAAGUCAGGUUGAAGCAGUGUAUGAUCUAGCAUGUUACAACUGGGAAAUGUCUUUGUAACUCUUUUAUCAGAGACAGAAAAUUAACUCAGUAUCAGUUCUCAGCUAGUUGGUCAUUCAGCUAAAUAGAACACUAGAAAAGUCACUUUCACCAUGGUGUCUUUGUUAAAGAUUCUAAAACUUCCCUUAAAGUGCUUCUGUUUACUACAACCACAAGAUUUUUAAGUUUUCGGUUUUCCAAAUGUUAUGUACUUGGGUGAAGAACUAUUAGUAUAAUUGGCUUCACAGGGUUUUCUUUUCCAAUUUUAAUUCGCCAAUCUCAGAAUCUACUUCAAAUGUUAGCAGAAAUUAAUAGCCUAAAAAUGAUACUAGACAUUUUACAUAUUCUCAAUUCAAUAAUUUAUUUAAUUAAUUUUUAAUAUACCAGGCACUGACAUAAUUUGCAAAAGUGUCACUAGAAAUUAGUGGCAAACACACCCUCAAGUUUGCACAAAAGACACACACUGAGCUACGAUUAGUUGCUUAGAUAAAGGACACAUACAAAAUCUCAUCAUUAAAUGCAAUUAUAUGCAGUAUUUUCUGUGACAUUACGAAGUGCCGUUGCAAUUAAUAUUUGUUAUUGUCAAUGACUUAAAAAUAAUAAAACUUGUUACAUAUUGUUUAGUACUGUUCGGGCUAAAAAUAUUAUAUGCAAAAAUGUUCUCAGUUUCUUUAUUGCAUGGUUAAAGAUUUCUCUCUUGACAAUAUUCCCAACAUUGUAUCUAGAUGUCCCCCUUUACCUAUUAAACAUACUCACUAGGGUGUCUCAUUAG
Molecule: messenger RNA, 3039 nt
Organism: Microtus ochrogaster (prairie vole)
Lineage: Eukaryota; Metazoa; Chordata; Mammalia; Rodentia; Cricetidae
Gene: Rbm11
Product: RNA binding motif protein 11
Biological process (GO): regulation of alternative mRNA splicing, via spliceosome
Cellular component (GO): nucleus
Molecular function (GO): single-stranded RNA binding
Source: RefSeq, a predicted model, not a curated record